Seminavis robusta is the source of this 1203-nucleotide messenger RNA. NCBI's taxonomy places the organism in Eukaryota, Bacillariophyta, Bacillariophyceae, Naviculales, Naviculaceae. The record is from the annotation of a GenBank genome assembly.
AUGAAGAUAAGCCUAAGAACUACUUUGUCAGUGCUAUUAUUGGCACUGCCUGUCCACUCUUUGGCGCCGCCAAGCAAGCCAACAGGGAAACUCUCCAGCACUAGUGACAUACGGCCUGCUCCCACGUCGUUCGAUGACAUUGUAACCUUGGAAUCGUCUGAUGAACGAGAUGCUUCACGACGGCUCUUCAUGACCAGUCUGGUCGGAUUGGGACUCUUGACGGCAAUGGACCCAGCAGAGGCUGCCAUGAUGGAAGCAAAACCUAUGUCGUCCUCGGCCUCAUCCUCGACAACCACCACCAGCGAUACAGCCGUUGCAGCGGUCGAUUGGAAUGGAAUUGUUCAAAAGGCGUCUAAGCGAGCCCUCGGAGGCGGAAAAGCAGGAGCAUCCGCAGCAGUAGUCCAGGUUUGCUCGCUCAUGUGGUUGAGAACCAGUAUGAACUAUCAGUAUCGCUACGGUGGAAAUCUUGGCUCCAGUCUAAAGACGCUGUGGGAUGAAGGUGGCGUGGGCCGACUUUAUCAAGGCCUGCCGUUUGCUCUUGUCCAGGGACCAAUGACACGCUUUGGCGACACAGCUGCCAACGUGGGAGUUCUAGCAUUGUUGGAAAGCUACCCGGGCACUCAAGACUUGCCUUUGCCAUUGAAAACUGCCUGUGGUAGUAUCGCUGCUGGGGCGUGGCGAAUUGUUCUCAUGCCCGUGGACACUUCCAAGACUGCCAUGCAAGUCGAAGGCGCCCAAGGACUCCAAGAUUUGUGGAACGAAGUACUCGUGGUGCGAAAGAACCCAGGGCCCUUGUACCGAGGAGCCUUUGCUUCUGCCGCAGCAACGGCUGUAGGACACUUCCCAUGGUUCCUCACGUACAACUGGCUCAACGAACAACUUCCCCAGGUUAGCUCGACGGAUGACUUGCUGCUAUCUUUGGGCCGUGCGGCUUUCCUGGGUCUUUGCUCCUCGUGUGUUUCGGAUGUUUGCUCCAACAGUCUGCGAGUGAUCAAAACUACCAAACAAACUGCAGGGUUGGCUGAGAAAGACGAAGAAGGAAACGCCAGGGAUCUUUCGUAUCCCGAGAUUGUAUCCAUCAUUCUUGAAAAGGACGGUGUUGUGGGGCUGCUGGGAAGAGGGCUUCAAACCCGUCUUCUCACCAAUGCCAUUCAAGGAUCAGUGUUUAGCGUGCUUUGGAAAUACUUUCAGAUGCAAAACUAA